This is a messenger RNA of Seminavis robusta, 1605 nucleotides long. NCBI's taxonomy places the organism in Eukaryota, Bacillariophyta, Bacillariophyceae, Naviculales, Naviculaceae. The record is from the annotation of a GenBank genome assembly.
AUGGCCAACAAUGCCAAUGAUGGACAAGCCAUUGGCUUGGAAGACGUGCCGGAACUUCCUGAAGCACCCACGGAACAGCCCAAGUACAACCGAGAUUACCAUGGACUCUUCGUAAAAUUCAUGAGCUGGCUGUACAAGAGGACGUACACCAAGGCGGUCGGCAUCCAACCACACCAUGUUGCCAACUACUUGAAAGUGCGUGCAUAUGGUACGACCGACGUUGACUUCAAAAAUGUUGAGCAGAAUCCAAUUUGUGCUAUGUUCGGAUUGGCCAAUUACAUGGAGGCGUCCUUCAACUAUGGGUAUGGCGCCGCUGGUCGGGAAAAUGCAUUCCUCUUUACUCCCGAAAGCGAUCCCAAGUUGGCUCCCAAGCACUGCAACGCAGCCUACCGCAACAUUUUCAAGGCUGUCUUUUGUCGGCUCCAUUUCUGGCUGUGGUGGUCCUCAUUGCUGGUGUUCUUGGGAGUCACAGCAUUCGGAAGUUUGCUGCAACUCUGGCAAGAGGGAUGGGUGCUACUGCUGACGAAGUUGACAUUCGAGGUCGCUGGAAGGCUCGCUUGUCUGGACGGGUUGUUGAUGCCUACAUUUUGCCUGAACAGCCCUGGAUCGACGCCCGUGUUGCCAAAAAGCUUUGCAUGGGGGCUCCUAGAUUGCCUACAAGCUAAAUCCGGAUGCCAAGAGAGUGACUCCCAAAUGGUUGACCGAUCAGUCGUGCCUAAUACCCACAAUUUCUACAGUGGUGUCAACGACAUUUCGCUGCAAUUGGCUCUGCCUCUUUUGUGGGCCACCCUUGACGAAUCUUGGGAGGAGAGGAUGGAUUCUCCGGUUCGUACCAGGAUUGUACAAGCUUAUUCGUCCAUCAAGGAUGAUCUUCCUGUGGGCGUCAACCCUGUGGUGAAAGUGCCUUUCUCGAUUUGGACGCACAACACCAAGCUCCACAUCAACGAAAUCGAGCCGAUGGAUACUGGAGGUGGCGGCGGCACGGCUGGUGGCACGACGGGAACUACAAUGGGCCAGGGAACUACGACAGGCCAGGCAAGCAGUCGUCAAGUUGUGAAUGAGUCUCGGCAGUUGAUGGCUAUGCAAAUGCAGCAGCUGGUACGAACGAACGAGGAGAUUCUGGCACGGAUUAUCGCACAGCACAACCAGCUCCAGCAGCUCAUUGCACAGGAAGGUAGGACCCGCGACAGUUUGGCUGCUGCAUUGAGAGGCUGGUUGGAGACUUGGCUUGGUGCGGAGCUGAGGAAACUCAAUGGCAACAUUUGCAGGAUUGCUGUGCAGCCUCCUAGGAUUGCCACACCUGGCCAGGUAGAUGGAUUGACUUUGGAAAGAACUAGCCGGAAUGGUCAGACUAGCCUCAGGUACAGAAGUGCCGUGGUGGCUACUCCUGCUGACUGUAGGCCUGCCAAGCAAGCUAUCCAAAAGCCAGCCAAGAACUUCAGUCCUGAAGAGAUCAGGGCUUGCAAGUCUACCUAUGCCAGGAGGAAGCCACUCUGGGACCUCAUGGCUAAACUUGUCAAUUCUGGCAAAGCUCCAGCUUGGGUCAUCAGCAAGAUCGACCAUUACUACACAGGAAGAGUUUUGAAUAUUGCUGCUGCCAUCUAG